AUGAAGUUAUUCUACAUAUUCUUGCUUCCUAUAGCAGGCCUCGCCGUCGGCCAGGACAUCAGUCUUCCCUCAUGUGCGGGCACAUGUAUUGUGAGCGCGAUUGCGAAAACUGGCUGCUCCAGCGCCGACCUCGCCUGUUUUUGCUCAGGCGAUGGGCUUGUCAAAUUAAAAGCAGCACUUACACCAUGCUUGAUUAGCAGCUGCAGCGCAAGUGAUCUCGUCAAAGCGGAAGCCUCAUUCAACAGCACAUGUGCUGGAGUUGUUGGCUCUCCUGCCUCUGCAAGUUCCUCUAGUAUCGCUUCCAGUACCACGAUUCAAUCAUCGAGUAGCUCUCAAGCGCCAGCGACGAGCUCGAGUUCCAGUUCCAGUUCAUCCUCGCAAGCCGCCGUCGUUCAGACAACAUCACCCUCUCCGUCUACGUCCGAUGCGACAUCUUCACAAACCUCAAGCCCGAAUACCGAGACAAAUACCCCCUCUCCGACUCCAACACCAGCAUCCGGGGGCUCAGGCUUGUCAACGGGCGCCAUAGCGGGAAUUGUAGUUGGUAUUUUGGCAGUUAUUGGGCUACUAUUGGGAGCAUUUUUGCUCUACAGACGGAGACGGCAGGCCCCAAAAACAGCCCAAGGAGGCUCAAACUUACUGAUGGAGGAAGAAAAGGGAUUUGGGCAGAUUGUACCCGGGCAUAAUGAGCUCGCUGGUGCUUCGACGAUAGUCCCUCCGAUUACAGACGACAAAACUUUCGGUGCGACCAAAGAAGAGAAGGGUAAUCCAGUGGAGAUUGGUCCUGUGGAACGGGGUCCUGGAGAGCUUGAAGGGGAAGUCGCACACGAGAUUGAUUCAAACGGCAGACAAAACCUUGAGCCUGUUGAGGCUGAAGCUGCUAUGCCGGCGGAGAUUGACUCCCACCCCAGAGAGCAAUUGAGUGCGCUAGAAUUACCGGCAAACAUUCCAGCUGUUAUGCCUGAGUCUUCUCGGAUCCCUCACACCGAGACACAAGGAAUUCAAGAGACGGGCGGCCAUUCGAACGAGGCUGCUACAGGUUCAGAGGCCCAGCACGCAUCAGAGCUAGAGGAGCUUCGAAGAAAGGAGGCCGAGUUAGAGAAGGAGAGACAGUACAUUCAACGAAUACAAGAGAUUGAAGCAGAGAAGGCACAUCUACGGAAAAGAAUGGCAGAGCUGAACAAGUAA
Pochonia chlamydosporia 170 is the source of this 1188-nucleotide messenger RNA. Its product is annotated as CFEM domain-containing protein. The transcript is spliced from 2 exons. Lineage: Eukaryota; Fungi; Ascomycota; Sordariomycetes; Hypocreales; Clavicipitaceae. The record is from RefSeq and is a predicted model, not a curated record. Bases 1 to 1188 code for a protein of 395 amino acids.